This is a messenger RNA of Ogataea philodendri, 912 nucleotides long. RefSeq lists its product as uncharacterized. The record is from RefSeq and is a predicted model, not a curated record. Gene Ontology annotation, biological process: pantothenate biosynthetic process. The coding region runs from base 1 to 912 and encodes 303 amino acids. Lineage: Eukaryota; Fungi; Ascomycota; Pichiomycetes; Pichiales; Pichiaceae. The transcript has a single exon. Gene Ontology annotation, cellular component: mitochondrion. Gene Ontology annotation, molecular function: 3-methyl-2-oxobutanoate hydroxymethyltransferase activity; magnesium ion binding.
AUGUUGGGUCGGAUGACAGGGCGUUUAGGCGUGCGGUUCUCAUCGCACGCUGUCGGCCUCGUGCGGCAGAAGACGUUGUCGGACAUCACCAAGAGCUACAAGGCGCGUGAGCCGAUCGCUGUUGUGACGGCACACGAUUUCAUCACAGCCCGGAUCGCUGACUCCAGCACCGAUCUGGACGUUGUUCUGAUCGGCGACUCGCUCGCAAUGGUGUCCAAGGGGUAUUCCUCGACACUGGAGAUCCCAUUCGAUGAGUACUACUAUACGUGCAAGUCUGUGCUUCGUGGAGUGCACGAGAAGUACGUGAUUGCAGAUCUGCCGUUUGGCUCUUUCGAGGCGAGCGUGUCCCAGUGCGUUGAGUCGGCGGUCAAGCUGAUGAAGCUGGGAAAGAUAGGAUCGCUGAAGAUUGAGGGUGGGUUUGAGCACGCUGCCCAGAUCAAAAGACUCGUGGAAAUAGGAAUCCCCAUCACAGGCCAUAUUGGACUCAAGCCCCAGCAAUUCAAUGCAACGGGAGGAUACAAAGUCCAGGGUAAGAAGGCCCAUGACGCCGCAAAUAUCUUCAAUGAAGCCAAGUUUUUGCAGGAGCUGGGGUGCUCAAUGCUGGUGCUCGAAUGUAUCCCGCACCGUUUGGCAGAGUACAUGACAGCCAAUCUCAACAUCCCCACAAUCGGAAUCGGAUCAGGUCCAGGCACUUCGGCCCAAGUGCUUGUCCAGGCAGACAUGUUGGGCAUGUUGGAUUUCAAGCCAGCCAAAUUCGUCAAGCAGUAUGCCAACUUCUACUCCACAGCUACCACUGCCGUGAACAGCUACGCUCUCGACGUCAAGGCCAAAAGUUUUCCCGAACUCGAAACACACACCUAUCAGAUGAAGAACGAGGAGUUCGACGAGUUCAAAAGCCUUGUAGAGUCAUAA